Molecule: messenger RNA, 2295 nt
Organism: Beauveria bassiana ARSEF 2860
Lineage: Eukaryota; Fungi; Ascomycota; Sordariomycetes; Hypocreales; Cordycipitaceae
Product: ankyrin repeat protein
Exons: 3
Coding region: 1-2295 (764 amino acids)
Molecular function (GO): protein binding
Source: RefSeq, a predicted model, not a curated record
AUGGACCCCGCCCGCUCGCAUCAUUGGGGCGAGCUGCCUCGAGAUACGAGCGACGACAAUGUUGACUUGGUGCCUCACGACACUAUCCCUCACGACACUAGCCAUGACUGGUAUAGCCACUUAGAUGACCAGGAACAGACCUUUGAAUGGUUUCUCAGGCCCAUGGAGCUUGAGCACGAUGAACCGCCUGCUAUCCCUGCGUAUGAUGCAGCUGCGAGGCUGCCCAAUGGCACCACCAAUGACGGUGAUGCUCAGCUGCAGCCGCGCCGUCAUGGGUGGGCCGACUUUGAAACGACCAUUAAACAUCUCUACCUGGACGAAAAAAAGACCAUCAAGCAAAUCGUCGAGAUUAUGCAAGCUCAAUAUGGCUUUUACCGCAGUGCAAAAGCAUAUCAGAAUCGCCUCAAACAGUGGCGUGUUCACAAGAACCUGAAUUCAAGCGAGAUGAAGCUGGUUCUCGAGAUUAUGAACUAUCGCAAGCACUUUGAGGGCAAAGAUACGGAAUUCUUUGUCCGGGGUCGGCUGCUGCCCCCUCAUAAGAUUGCGAGGUUCGUCUCACGAAAUGGCGUCACGGCGAGCGUCGGCAUUCCUCCUGGACCGUCGCCGCCUUGGUUGAGCUACCGCACCCCUCGCCGUACAUACUCCCAUGGUGCCUAUGGCAGAGAGAGAAGCAUACACGCUUCGUCCUCUGCCACGCAAGGCGCAUCCAGUGCCUCAUUCGUGCCCACCGGGAGCGGCUCCCACGAUUGGUAUAUGCAGAGCACAACAACCAACGACCCAGCGGCCGAAGCCCGACAGAGCACAGCCAACGACACGCGCAGAGUGCCGCUCAUGCUUACACAAGAAGAUAGGAAUGAACUGGCGAUAUUCUACAGUCCCGUUCCCAGAACGGAAUUGCGGCGCGGCACAGACAAGCUGCACCGAUUACUGGUGGCCGAACGCGCAAGACCGUUGUGUCCGGUUUCCUGCUGCAGCUACUGCGGCUUCCUGCCCGGCUUAAUGGACGUCUCGAUACAGGGUGUGAGCUCGCUCGUCAGUCGCACACAGAAGGACCUUGAUAUGAGGACGCCAUCGCUGAUAGUGCUACUUCAGUUCGCCAUCAGGCACAAAGAGGACGCAGUCUUGCGGCAUCUUGUGCGCCUGUGCCAACAGUCAAAGUUUGCGCAACGCAUACACCGCCAUCUGUUGUGUGUGGCAAUGCAAUACUGCAGAGGAGAGCUCUUUCGUCAGCUCUUACUGCACGGUCUCGACGUGAACCUCGAUGGCGCCAGCAGCGCCAGCGCGGGCUUGCUCGAGCAGGCACGUAUGACGCUACGCGACUUUACAACCAAACACAUAGACUCGAAAGGCGACAAUAGCAGCACCUAUCAAUCGAUAGGGUUCAUGUAUCGCGCGCGCGUCAUAACCGAGAGGUUGUGGAGAGAUGUCGUGCUGUGGACAGCGUUGCGACACCGACGCCCAGGUGUCCUCCGCGCGUGUCUGCAGCCGCCGACCAGCGCGAAGCUCGACCUCGACGAGCUUAUGGACAAGGCAGCAUUCAUUUGCCAAAUCAGCAAGGACACGGGCUCGUCCGAGGCAGCCGCAGUGCUGGUUGAGCCUGGCUCAGCUGUGGUGUCUGAAAACGGCGCAACAGUGCUGCACCUGGCCACGAGCUUGCUGCUGGUAGACCAUGUGCAGCGACUCCUUGGCGAAGGUGCCGACGUCAACGCGGCGAUGAAGACGGGAGAGACGACUCUUCACAUACUCGCGGCGUCGUUCUCGGACGGCACCGACGUGGCGCAUAGCCUGCUCGCCUGGGGUGCCUCGGUCGUCGCCACAGAUUCUGUCGGUGACACGGCGCUGCACAAGGUCGCGCAGCACGCUUGGGCGUCGUGGCGGGAGAGUCUAGCCGCGCUGCUCGUACAAGCCGGCGCCGACGUCAACGCGCUGAAUCACCGCGGCGAGACCCCGCUCAUCGUCGCGGCGCGGUACCAGGAUCUCGAAGCGGCUAGGGUUGUCAUGGCGUGGUUUGUGCGCCAGGGGGCGCGUGAGGACGCCCGCGAUCACGACGGCAACACGGCAGAGGUCUACCUAGAUGCCCGCGUCCGGCAGCUCGAGAUGGAAGAGGAGGAGUCUGCGACCGCGUGCGCUGACGACCAGGGCUGGGAUCCCCUACUGUGUGACUGGGGCAGCGGCGACGCCGGCCCGUGGACGUCGGCAGAGGUGGCGGAGCUUGAAGCGGCGCGGCGGGAGUCGAGCCCGCGGGCCGAGUCGGUGCGGAACCGGCUGGUGUCGUUUCAGCUACGAACACGAUGA